AUGGCGCCACUCGAAGAUGUCCAGGUUGGUGACCUGGUUAAUGUGCCCGGUGGCAUGUAUGGGACAGUCAAAUUCUUGGGAUCAGUUGCGGGCAAGCCUGGUCGCUUCGCGGGCAUCGAGCUGAGCUCCGAGUUUGCCGCUCGGGGAAAGAAUAACGGCGAUGUCGAUGGAAGGAAAUACUUUGCGACCUCCGUGCCAGGCUCGGGAAUCUUCGUGCCUAUGAAUAACAGCAAGUAUGUCACACGCCGAUCUACAUCCGCGUCGGCCAGCACCUUCGGGCCUCCGACAACUCCUUCGCGCGGGGGGGUCAAUUUCAGCAAAUCAGUCGGUCCUGCCCUGACUACGCCCCGUCCACGAAUGCGACGUCCGUCUCUUCCACGUCCCGAGUCGCCUCGUAUCGCCCCUCCGAAACUGAGCCUCGGUGGACUCCGCACACCAUCUACCGCAUCCAAGACAUCUAUCUCCAAUGGAUUCCAAAGAAGCCCCGUCAAGGCGCCGUCUAGGCUGUCGGAUCGACCCCUGUCACGAAUUAGCUUGGAUGAUGACGGCUCCUCAUAUGGCAGACCGUCGGAUAUUCAGCGGCCUUCAUCAUCGGAGACUCAAGACUUGAAGGACCAGAUCAAGAGUUUAGAAAAGCAGUUGCUGGACCGGGACAAGCAGCUGAAUGAGCAAUCCAAUAUGCUUAGUGAGGUACAAAGGACGUUGGAGGAUAUGGAGGGAAGCGAUUCUCUUUCCAUCCGUACCCAGCUGCGUGAAAGGAACGAACGGAUCAAUCAAUUGACCGCGGAAUUCGAUGGCCACCGGGCAGAUUUCCGAAGCACUCUCGAUACUUUGGAGAUUGCUGCCUCGGAGACGGAGCGUGUCUACGAGCAGCGCCUCGAUGAGCUCAUGCAGCAGAACAAAGAGUUGCAAGACCGUGGCGAGGAUGUAGAGAUUGUUGCACAGCAGCUUAAGCAGCUGGAGGAGCUGGUCUCUGAGCUGGAAGAAGGUCUCGAAGAUGCCAGACGAGGAGAGGCCGAGGCCAGGGCCGAGGUUGAAUUCCUUCGGGGUGAAGUGGAAAGAACCAAGCUUGAACUGAAGAAGGAGCGUGACAAUUCGGCCGCGGCGCUGAAGGAUGCGCACUCUUCAUCCGAUAAUCCAAACAACCAGCACCAGUUGGACCAGAAGGAUGACGAGAUUCGGGGUCUGAAAGCCAUCAUCCACUCUCUGAGUCACGGAAACCCCAAUGCCGUCCAUGCGAAUCAGAAUGGUUCUUUGGAUCACCAAAAUGAGCAUCAUGAGCGCGUUGCUCAGCUAGAACAACGUCUGCAAGAGGCUGAGGGGACCUCCGAGCACAAAAAUGGCCGAAUCGAGGAACUCGAACGGCAGUUGGAAGAGCUACGAGUAAGCUCUAGCAAUGGAAGUCGCAACCGCAGCUCAACCGUGACUCUCUCGCCGCCCAAACUGCACAAGCCGUCUAGCUCGGGCAAUAUUUCUGUAAAUGAUGUCAACCAUGCACACCGUCUCUCUGACCGCACCGUGGUCCCCAAUGAUUGGCACGAUGCUCCGUCGGAGCCUCGUCAGUAUCACCAACGUGGAAUUUCUAACUCCUCCCAGCGCCGACUGGAAUCGAUGCCUGAGUCGGAACGCUCUUCCGAUGAUGAUGCUUUAUGGUGUGAGAUAUGCGAGACAGGUGGUCACGACAUCCUGAACUGCACCAGCAUGUUUGGCUCCGGGCCCGCGAAGCCUUCCGCCGAGCAGCCCGCUACAGAGGCGCCGGCAGAUGAUCACACAGACCCCAAGGAGACUGAUGACUUCAACGAUCACGCAGACGAUGCUCCUGCCCAGAAGACCGGCCGGGAUGUCGUCCUUGAAGGACUCAAGGGCAUUGGGGGUCUGGGAAAUUCCAUGUCCCCCAUUGCCGGCAAGUCGUCCGGAGUCAUCGACGAGUCGAAGUGGUGUGCUCUGUGUGAGCGAGAUGGCCAUGAGAGCAUCGACUGUCCAUUUGAUGAAUAA
Molecule: messenger RNA, 1995 nt
Organism: Penicillium cinerascens
Lineage: Eukaryota; Fungi; Ascomycota; Eurotiomycetes; Eurotiales; Aspergillaceae
Product: CAP-Gly domain containing linker protein BIK1
Exons: 1
Coding region: 1-1995 (664 amino acids)
Source: RefSeq, a predicted model, not a curated record